AUGUCUUUGUUCGAUGAAAAUCUCGUUACUUCAAUUAAUAACGCGACUAUUCAACUUAAUCGUUACUUACCAUUAUUGAUAUAUAUAUUUGGCAUUAUCGGAAAUCUAUUGAAUAUGAUUGUUUUACCAAGACCAGCUCUUCGUUCAAAUUCAUGUGUUCUUCUAUUUCUUUGUUCAUCAUUCGCAAGUCUCAUUGCUAUUAUUUCUGGUUUAACUACGCGACUUUCAGCUGGUUGGGCUAUUGAUUUAUCUGAAACUAUUGGAUGGCUUUGCAAAAUUCGCAUUUUGGUUUUAUUUGUAUUAAGAACAAUGUUUGUUUGGCUUCUUGUAUUUGCUGCUAUUGAUAGAUGGCUUUCAGCCAGUAUUCACAAUCACAGACGUAAUUUAAGUACAUUAAAAAAUGCUCGACGAUCUAUUAUAAUUGUGACACUUUUCUCAUUAGUACUCAAUGGUCCACUACUUUAUUGUUACGAAGCUAACUUGAUUGGUACGCCAGCUAAAUGUUUUGGAUAUUCAACAGAAUGUCGUCUAUACACUGAUCUAUCUUUUACAAUUGGUAUUAUUGUUAUUCCAUCAUUACUUAUGACAUUAUUUGGUUUCUUAACAAUUAACAAUAUACAUCAAUUAAAAAAAUGUGUCAAUACAAGAAAUAGUUCAAUAACAAAUCCAAAUAUGUCAAUCAAUUUGCAUGUGCAACAACAAAAGAAGAGAACAAAUCGAAGUCUAUUUAAAAUGCUAUGUGUACAAGUUCUUUUUCUCAUAUUAUGUAGUGCUCCAUAUGUAAUAUAUAGACUUUAUAUUACAUUUGCAUCUACUACAUCGUCAAAAUCUGAAUUACAGAAAGCUAUUGAAGGUUUAUUGUUCAAUUUAUGCACGAAUCUUACUUAUUUAUCCACUGCAAUGCCAUUCUACAUUUAUACAUUAUUUGGUGGAACAAUGUUUCGCAAUGAACUUUUACAUGUAGCAAAGUCUAUUUAUCGAAAGUGUCGAUGUUUGUAA
This is a messenger RNA of Rotaria sp. Silwood2, 999 nucleotides long. NCBI's taxonomy places the organism in Eukaryota, Metazoa, Rotifera, Eurotatoria, Philodinida, Philodinidae. The record is from the annotation of a GenBank genome assembly.